Molecule: messenger RNA, 1347 nt
Organism: Cavenderia fasciculata
Lineage: Eukaryota; Evosea; Eumycetozoa; Acytosteliales; Cavenderiaceae
Product: cyclin domain-containing protein
Exons: 5
Coding region: 1-1347 (448 amino acids)
Biological process (GO): regulation of cyclin-dependent protein serine/threonine kinase activity
Cellular component (GO): plasma membrane
Molecular function (GO): protein kinase binding
Source: RefSeq, a predicted model, not a curated record
AUGGGGAAUUGUUGUUCAUACAAGAGAGGGAAUGGUGAUAUAGAAAGCGCUGAAGAUGCACAGAAAAUAUUGGAGGAGCUGACCAACUCGGCCCUGUCCCACCAUCACCACCACCAUCAUCACCACCACCACCAUCACCAUCACCACGGAGCCGCCAAGCGCCUCUCUUCCAACAUGUCCAACGAAAUGAAGCCACUACACCAUCACCACAGCAGCGUCGUAGGCAACAUUGAAACGAGUAACAAGAGACACUCGAUCAAGAGCAAGAUCACCAUUGCCGAAGAAGACGAAUACAACCGUAUUGGAGGAACCACCACCACCAACAACAGCACCACCGCAACCAAUAUUAGCAGUCUGUCGUUGAAUAGUGCCGAUACCACAACUACGGGCAGUAGUUCAUCAUCUUUAAAUUACAAACCACAACAACAACCAACAACAGCACCACCACUUCAACUCGAAGUCAUCGAUAGCUCUGAACAACAACAUUUUUAUCCAAAGACAACCGGAUUUUCACAUACUCAUCAAAGACAACUUUCAACUGAAAAAGUAGGAGGAAGUUUCGGACCACAAUUUAAAACUCCAAUUACAUCAAUACCACAACACAUGCGCAUGGAGGGUUUCCAAAGAGCCAAACACAACUCUACCUCUUCUCUUUAUAUCAAGAGUACCCUUUCAACUCCCGACAAUGACGAAAUUUUAAGAUGUAUGUCAUGUGCUCUCCUUUAUCAUAUCGAACGUGGAACACAUAAUCCUACACAAAAAACUUUUGAUAUAUUUAGUGAAGAAAAAUACCCAAUUACCAAAGGAAAAGUUGAAAUCAAGACAAUUCCAUCUGUAGAUAUUAUUUAUAAGUUUGUACGAGAUAUUUUCAAGGCCGAAAGAUUGGAUUCAGAAUGCGCCAUCAUGUGUUUAGCCUAUGUAGAAAGAAUAAUAGCAUUGUCUGGAAUCACCAUUAAUCCAUCGGCUUGGAGAAGAAUCGUUUUAUCGGCAUUGAUUCUUGCCUCUAAAGUUUGGGAAGAUCAAUCGGUAUGGAAUGUAGAUUUUCUCCCUGUCUUUGAUAAUCUGACAGCCACAGAUUUAAAUAAUUUAGAAAGACAAUUUUUAUCUUUAAUUCAAUACAAUGUUAGUCUAACUGCUUCUGUAUAUGCUAAAUAUUAUUUUGAACUACGAACAUUUUCCAAAUUGGAUUCAAAUCAUUUCCCAUUGAGACCAUUGGAUAAAAUUGGUGCCAAAAGAUUAGAAGAUCAUUCACAGGCAUCGGAAAGUAGAGUUAAAACAUUCAAGAGAAGCGCCAGUGUCGAUCAAAUCAAUCCACCAGAGUUACACACUAGGGCCGUAUUGAAUUAA